Messenger RNA from Chironomus riparius, 2617 nucleotides. NCBI's taxonomy places the organism in Eukaryota, Metazoa, Arthropoda, Insecta, Diptera, Chironomidae. The record is from the annotation of a GenBank genome assembly.
UAUAGAAUACGAUAGUGUGUGAUUCGCUAAUCAUAAAAAAUUCUCUUUUAUUCCUGUACGCUCAUCAAUCAUCAUUAACGUAUGGUGUGUCAAAAAAAAUGAAAAACGACCUUAUUAAUCGAAGAUUGAAAAGUUGAGAACUGAAAAAACUUUGAGAUUUGAGAAACAAACGAAACUUUAAUCAGAAGAAAACAAGGAGAUUAAAAGAAAGUUUUUCUUUCUUGUUCGUUUUAAAAAAAUUGAGAGAAAAUCCGAAGCAUUUCAUCUGCACUCACACAUACAUACGUAAAACUCAUAGAUUUAGAGGAAACUAAAGGAACUGCACAGCAAUAUCAAAGAAGAAAAAAGUUUGAAGGAUGGAGACGAGAGCAGCGACAUUUUAUCAAAAUUUAAAAUUGUUCUUCAACUGAAAAACUUUUCUCAUCUUCAUCAUAUUUCCUUCGACAACGACUGUUUUAAGAAGGUUGAGGUGGAUAGAAGAAGAAAAAAAUCAUCAUUACCACCACUAUUUGUCUCCCGCUAUCAUCAUCAUCUACUUUUAUUUUACUUCAUAUUCUUCUUCAAUAAUAUAUAGAGCAGAGACAAGUCCUUACUAUUGACACUGGUACAUUUGCUGCUUCUACUGCGUUUUUUCACUGCACACAUUUAAAAAGAAGAAAACAACUGAACUGUUGUGUCGUUACGAAGCAAAAGGAACUGAAACUGUAAAAGAAAACAAAAAUGCAAGAAAAUAGAAUAACAUCAGUAACCGCACCAUCACCAUCAUCGUCAUCAUCGGAAACAUCACCCACGGGAGGGAAUGAGAAAGGAAGUGAUAUUACAUCAAAUACAAAUACAUCGACAUCAAAUGCAAAUGAUAUCGAUCAAGCACAAUUUGAAGCAGACAAACGUGCCGUAUAUAAACACCCUCUCUUUUCACUCCUGGCACUGCUGUUGGAAAAAUGUGAGCAAGCAACACAAGGUUAUAUUGCAUCAAAUUCAUCAUCAAACUCAUCAUCUGCUUCAAGUCCUGACGGGUCCACGAACAAUAAUGUGAGCGAUAGUUUUUCUAGAGAUAUUCAAGCUUUUGUACAACUAUUAGAGAAAGAAAAACGUCCACUUUUAACAAACAAUCCAGAACUAGACGGGCUUAUGAUAAAAGCUCUUCAAGUACUUCGCAUUCACCUAUUGGAACUUGAGAAAGUUCAAGAGUUAUGUCGAGAUUUCUGCACUCGUUAUAUAGCAUGUUUGCGUGGCAAAAUGCAAUCGGAAAAUUUAUUAAGAUCUGAUUACCCAAUGGAGCAUAUAAGCAAUAGUAAUAUGUCUAACUCAAAUAGUCCCGUCAAUAGUCCCGUGGAUCAGGAAACAUUAUCGAAUCAGCAAAAUUUCUUUCAAAAUAAUAACAGCAACAGCGAUUUUUUAGCGAAUACGAAUGAAGAUUACUCAAAUAACAAUGGAAAUAGUAAUCAUGGCUUCAUAAACAAUCGCGCAACGCACACAAAUCAUUUAAAUUCUCCAAAUGGAAUGGACGGUUCAUUAAAUUUAUCAAAUCCUGAAAUUAAUAUUCCCAUAUUAGCAGCCAGUGCAAAUGCAUCACUUGUGGGUGGCGGAAUUCCAUCAACCCAUCCACAUCAAAUUCUCGGAUCAACGCCACUUAGUCAAAUAGGAUGUCCUCCAUUAAAUCUCGAACAAUAUUCAGCUCAAUUAUCACCGUCAUGCGGUGAUUCAGAAGAAGAAAUUGAUUCAGAACUAGAGUCAAAUGCCGACGAAAUGGGAUCAAAUUAUUCGCUGCAUUCGAAACGUCAAAAGCGUGGAAUUUUACCGAAACAUGCAACAAGUGUUAUGAGGGCUUGGCUAUUUCAGCAUUUAGUGCACCCUUACCCGACCGAAGAUGAAAAGCGUGCGAUAGCUGCACAAACAAACUUGACACUUUUACAAGUAAACAAUUGGUUUAUCAAUGCUCGACGACGCAUAUUGACACCAAUGUUGGAGCACGCGUCUGAUAGUUCGUCCAAUACCAAAAAAUCGCCAGAACAGCAACAAACAGAUCAGCAGAUAGCCAAACGAUUUUGGAGUGAACAGUUAUCAAAUUCUCAGCAUCCAAUUCAGCUUGAUGCAAACAUUGAAAAUAUAAGUGCAAAUAUUAAUCGUAUGGAUUCCGAAAGAUUAUUGGCCAUUGUGACACAGCACAAACUUCAACAGCAAUUUUAUAGUUCCGAUGAAAGUAAUGAUGAUGCCGCUUUACUUGUUAAUCAACAACGUUAAACAUAAUUUUUUGCAUGCAGACACAAAACCUUUAUGAGAAAACGUCCACCAAAAUAACUUUUAGAUGAGAAAUGAAAUGAAAUUUAAGGAAAUAUAAUGAGAAAAAAAAAAUUGUAUACUAUUUUAAAAUCAUCUAGGAUUUUAAUGUUAUUUUUUGCAAAAAGUGAAUUGAAAUUAUUAAGAACCAUGGCAUUUAAAAUGGAAGUGGAUACGUACGAGGUAAGAAAUUAUUGUAUUCAAUGGAACAUUCCUCAACAAUUAAUAAUUUCUACAUGACGACAAAUAAUAUUGCUUAAGAAUAUUCAGAUAGAUUGAAUGACCACCCACCCUAUCCACUCUCAUUUUAAAUCGAAUAAUUUUUUUAUUAAAAAAA